AUGACCCUGGUGGUCCCUGCCCACUCCAUGACUGCAUUCCAUGACCCCGUUGACUGCAGCGGAUUCCCCAAGAGCCGAGCGGGGCUCAGGACGGCCGGCCACAUUCCCAUAAAGGGGGCGGGGCCCGCCUCCUCCCUCAGCCGACCGGGCGGGGCGGGGGGGGUUGAGGGCUUCGGGCGGCUCUCCCCGCCCCCUCAGGCCCCCCUCGCGCGCCCAGGGGGCGGGCCUGGCGGGGCCCGCCCAGCCAAUGGCGUGGCUGGCGGGUGGCGCGCGCGCGGAGGGGAGCGGGCCAUGGCGACGCCGAGGGCCGCUCCGCGGCGGGGGACCCGAGAGGCCCGGAUGGCCCUGGCCGCCGUCCCCGCGCUGCUCCCGCUGCUGCUGCUGCUGCCGGGCCUGGCGGGUGCAUCAUGUUGUCAUCGUGCCAAGGGUAACUUAAUGUGUCGUGAUGUUUGUGAACAGAUUUUGGCAUCUAAGAGUCAUUCACAUUUGAAACAUCUUUUGCAACGUGCACCUGAAUAUUGUCCAGAAUCAAUGGGCGAGGUUUGGGGCUGUAUAAAUUCUUCAUUGCCAGGUGUUUUGAAGAAAUCACAUGGCUGGGUUGGCUUAGGUUGCUGUGAGUUAGCUAUUGUAGUGGAAUGUCGACAAGCUUGCAAACAGGCAUCUUCAAAAAACGAUAUUUUGAAAAUUUGCAGGAAAGAAUAUGAGAAUUCUCUUUAUAGUUGCAUUAACAGAAACGAAAUGGGCUCAGUUUGUUGCAGCUACGCAGGUCAUCACACAAACUGCCGGGAAUAUUGCCAAGCAAUUUUUCGAACAGACUCUUCUCCUGGUCCUUCCCAAAUAAAAGCUGUUGAAAGCUACUGUGCUUCUGUUAGCCCACAGCUAAUUCAUUGUGUGAACAACUAUACACAGUCCUAUCCAAUGAGAAACUCAACAGAUAGUUUAUACUGCUGUGACAGAGCAGAAGAUUAUGCCUGCCAAACAGCUUGUAAAAGGAUCCUGAUGUCAAUGAAAACAGAACUUGAAAUUGUGGAUGGACUUAUUGAAAGCUGCAAGACAAUGCCUCUGCCUCAGGAUCCUCUCUGGCAGUGCUUUCUGGAGAGCUCGAGAUCUGUUCACCCUGGAGUCACUGUGCACCCCCCACCCUCCACUGGCCUGGAUGGUGCUAAACUGCACUGCUGUUCCAAAGCAAAUACGUCCAUGUGUAGAGAAUUAUGCACUAAACUUUAUAGCAGCAGCUGGGGCAACACACAGACCUGGCAAGAAUUUGAUCGUGUUUGUGAAUACAAUUCACUCGAAGUUUCCAUGUUGACCUGUUUAGCGGAUGUACGUGAACCUUGUCAGCUGGGCUGUAGAAAUCUGACUUACUGCACUAAUUUUAAUAACAGGCCAACAGAACUCUUCAGGAGUUGCAGUGCUCAGUCAGACCAAGGAGCCAUGAAUGACAUGAAACUUUGGGAGAAAGGAAGCAUUAAAAUGCCAUUUAUAAAUAUUCCUGUUCUCGAUAUUAAAAAAUGUCAACCGGAAAUGUGGAAGGCGAUUGCUUGCUUGUUACAGAUUAAACCUUGCCAUAGUAAAUCUAGAGGAAGCAUUAUUUGCAAAUCAGAUUGUGUAGAAAUUCUCAAGAAAUGUGGAGACUUGAGCAAUUUUCCUGAGGGACACCAGGCUGAAAGUAUUUGUGAACUUUUAUCUCCAACAGAUGACUUGGAGACUUGCAUACCCUUACAUCCUUAUCUUCGCCCAAGUAUUUUAGGUAACAUUGUGGAGGAUGUGACACAUCCCUGUAAUCCAAAUCCUUGUGCUGCCAAUCAGCUGUGUGAAGUCAACAGAAAAGGGUGUCAGCUUGGGGAACCCUGCCUGCCUUAUAUUUGUGUGCAAGGCUGCAAGUUGGGUGAGGCAUCUGAUUUCAUUGUCCGCCAAGGUACACACAUCCAAGUUCCAUCCUCGACAGAUGUUGGUUGCUAUAAAAUUUGCACAUGUGGCCAGAGUGGACUGCUAGAAAACUGUAUGGAAAUGCACUGUGUAGACCUCCAAAAGUCUUGCAUUGUUGGGGGGCAAAGAAAAAGUCACGGAACGUUUUUUGAUAUAUAUUGCAAUGUUUGCUCUUGUUUUGCUGGAAAUUUGAUAUGCUCCACUCGGCAGUGUCUAAACGAACACAGCUCAGACGAUGAGCGUCACAUGUUUACAGGUCUGCCAUGUAACUGCGCUGAUCAGUUUGUCCCAGUAUGUGGGCAAAAUGGACGCACUUAUCCCAGCGCAUGUAUCGCGCGUUGUGUGGGGCUUCAGGACAAUCAGUUUGAGUUUGGAUCCUGUAUGUCUAAGGAUGCCUGCAAUCCCAACCCCUGCCUCAAACAUCAGAGAUGUGUACCAAAACCACAGGUUUGCUUAACCAGUUUUAAGAAAUUUGGAUGUAACCAGUAUGAAUGUGUACCGAGACAAUCCAGGUGUGACCAGUUACAAGAUCCCGUUUGUGACACAGACAAUAUAGAAUAUAACAAUCCGUGUACUUUGCAUCAAAAAGGGAAAAGUAUAUCUUACAAAGGUCCAUGUCAGUCCUUUUGCAAAUCAAUAGAAGUGGUGUGCGGCCACAACGGUGAAAGCUACAACAGCGUCUGUGCUGCCUAUUCUGACCGUGUGGCUGUCGAUUACUAUGGACCCUGCCAAGCUGUGGGAGCCCUUUCACACUACAGCUCCCAGGGGGAAUGUGUGUCUGUUCAGUGUCCUCCCCUUUCAGCAGCCGGAUGCAAGCCAGUGAUUCCACCCGGAGCCUGCUGUCCUUUGUGUGCUGGAAUGCUGAGAGUCCUUUAUGAUAAAGAAAAGCUGGACAUCUUUGUCAGGCUCACUACCAAAAAACCGAUCACUGUGCUCGAAAUACUUCAAAAAAUCCGCCUCCAUGUUUCUGUGCCGCAGUGUGAUGUAUUUGGAUACUUCAGCAUAGAAUCUGAAAUCGUGAUUCUUAUUGUACCUGUCGAUCAAAACCCCAAGCCCCUUCAGAUUGAAGCUUGCAAUAAAGAAGCUGAGAAGAUACAGUCACUGAUCAACUCCGACAGCCCCGCUUUAGCAUCUCACGUGCCCCUCUCAGCACUCAGAGCGGCCCAGGUGGAAGUGUCAGUCGGGAAACCGUCCUCUGUUGGUCAGGUGAUGGCAGGCAUGCAUGUGCUUUUCUGGGGCCUGAUGUUCACUUUCUCAGCCUCAGUAUAUAAUACAUAAUGACACUGA
Molecule: messenger RNA, 3216 nt
Organism: Euleptes europaea (tarantolino)
Lineage: Eukaryota; Metazoa; Chordata; Lepidosauria; Squamata; Sphaerodactylidae
Gene: RECK
Product: reversion inducing cysteine rich protein with kazal motifs
Exons: 21
Coding region: 1-3207 (1068 amino acids)
Biological process (GO): blood vessel maturation; sprouting angiogenesis; extracellular matrix organization
Cellular component (GO): plasma membrane
Molecular function (GO): protein binding; metalloendopeptidase inhibitor activity
Source: RefSeq, a predicted model, not a curated record